CCAAAGGAAACCUUAGUGGCUGAACUUGACGACAAGUUUUAUCGUUUAUUGAACGCCACAUUUCACCAUUUCCGGCUGGAAUUCCUCGGCGCUAUUGACGUCUCCGCUAACCCAUCGGAUUUCCCUGUCUUAACCAGCAGGAUAUCGUCGUGAGCCGGUCGAUCGUCGUUGCCAUGGCGGAUAUGUUUCUUGAUCCAAUCAUGGAGAAGCUCAUCAGCGCUGGCUUCCGUUACCUGAAAGAUCAAGUCAGAUGGCAGGCAGGCAUGAAAGAGGAGCUGGUAAAGCUGCAAGAGAAUCUCCCCCAGAUCCAAGCUGUCGUCCACUUUGCUUCCAGCCAAGAGCAGAUCACAGACCAAAAUCCGUCUCUUAACAAAUGGCUAUGGCAGCUACGAGAUGCCAUUGAUGAUGCAGAUGACGUGGUUGAUGAGCUGGAGUACAUGGAACUUGAAAGACAGGUGACCAAAAACAAGAAGCUGAGAAGGGCGCGUUCCAUCGUGAAAUACAUGAAGAAAAGACUUGACAAAAUUGUCAAACGUGCUCUCAAAAUCGAUCCCACCUUGAAGCGACUGGAGGAGGCUGUGCAGAAACUUCAUAAAGUUUCAACAACUGGUGUUGAUACUUUUCUUCAUCUUGUAAAACACGCAAAGAAGGAGCUUCAGAAGCAGCAGCUUGAGCUGCACGGAGCACGUGAAACAGGAUCCUUGCCUAAAAAUGAUCUCAUUGGGCGUGGCAAGGAUAAGGAGCUUGUUAUGGAGUGGCUGAGGAAUCCAUCAAAUGAGCAACGGGGAUCUGAUUUGUACAGAAACAUUUCUCUGCUAUGCAUAGUGGGCCAUGGUGGUAUGGGGAAGACAACUCUCUUGCAACAUGUUUAUAAAGAUCAAAUUACAAAGGAGUUUGAUCUUAAAAUGUGGGUUUGUGUUUCCAACAACUUUGAUGUGAAGAAAGUCAUUGCAGAUAUGUUCGAAUAUCUUAAGAAUGAGAGGCCUCGUUUGGAGACACUUGGGGCACUUCAAAGGCGUCUCGAGGAGGAGGUGAUGUCCAAAAAGUUCUUACUUGUGCUGGAUGAUAUUUGGGAGGAGGAUGAGGAGAACGAUAAAAGCAAAUGGGAGGAUGUGCUCGCCCCUCUAGCUUCUGGGGGUUUUGGUAGUAAGAUUCUGGUAACAACUCGAACGGACUCAGUUGCACUGAUGUUUGCAAAGGUUCUUAAAAAGAAGAAGGAAAUAGUUAAAUUAGAGGGCCUAGAGGAAGAUGAGUGUUUGCAGCUCCUCAACUCUCAUGCAUUUGCUGGUGUAGAGAACCCCUCUGAUGAUGAUCAUGAAAAUUUACGAGUCAUUGCUCGAGAUAUAGUUAAAAAGCUUUCAAGAUCUCCGUUGGCAGCUAAGGUUAUUGGUGGUGUUCUGAAUGACAACUUGGAUGAAAGGCAUUGGAGGACAGUUCUAGAAAGCAAUUUAUUGGAUCAAAAUUCUAUCCAUUCCAUCUUAAGACUGAGCUAUAUAGUUCUGCCAAAUCAUCUACGGAAUUGUUUUGCAUUUUGUUGUAUGUUCCCAGAAGAUUAUCGGUAUGAUAAAGAUGAUUUAGUCCGAAUGUGGAUUGCAUUGGGUUUCAUUCAGCUAUCUUCUAAUCAAAGAGAGACUAUGGAGGAUAUCGGAGGAAGGUAUUAUGAUGUUUUAGUCAAAAAAGCUUUAUUUGACAAGGUUAAAUAUGGCUACAAGGUCGGAUAUUUCUACAAGAUGCAUGAUUUAAUACAUGAGUCAGCAUCUAAAUUUUUUACAAAUGAAUGCGGAAAACUUGUGGAUGGUGAAAAGUCAUCACUCGAAAUUUCUGAGACUAUUCGACACUUGUCUGUUCCAACUAUAAAUCUAGACAUCUUGAGAAUGAUUGGGAAGUUUAAACAUUUGCAUUCUCUUUUUUUGUUCUACGAAGAUUCUAAUCAUGAUCUUUGCGGUCUGCUUAGUGAAAUAUUCAAAGCAUCAAGAAGUCUGCGCUUAUUAUACAUAUUUGCUUAUGAAUUGGAAAUGAUACCAGAAGAGAUUGGAAAUUUGAUACAUCUUCGAUACUUAAAUAUUGAUGGUGAUAGGUUGAUCAUGCUGCCAAGAUCUCUAAGUAAUCUCUAUCACUUGCAAUACAUAAUCUAUGAUGGGUUUGCGGUGCAAAGUAAUUAUGAUUUUUUACCUAGUGAUUUUAAUAACCUUUCAAACUUGCGUUAUGUGAAAUUGGCCCAAAAAUAUAUUUCAUCGAUAUGUGGGAUUGGGAAGCUAAAGUCUCUUCAAGAAUUGAAUAUGUUUUCUUUUGGAAAUGUGAGUGGUUAUAAAAUUGAGGAGCUGGAGAAUAUGAAUGAUCUUUGCAAAUUAGGAAUCAAUUGCCUUCAAAAUGUUAAGGAUGCCGAGGAGGCUUGUAGUGCCAAAUUAUGUGAAAAGAGGAGGCUCACAGAUUUAACAUUAAGUUGGAUUGACACUCAUUGGAGGAACAUCGAUUUAGAUGAGAACGUGCUCGACAACCUUCAGCCACCAAAUUGUCUAAGGAAUCUGAGCAUAUGGAGUUACAUGGGUGCAAGGUCUGCAAUAUGGAUGAACAAUGUCAAUCCGAUCUUAAAUCUAGAGAACAUCGAAUUGACAUCUUGCAGUAAGUGGGAAACUCUUCCACCUUUUGGGCAACUUCCCUUCCUCAAGUCGCUGAGACUUAGGUGCAUGCCGAAAGUAAAAUGGCUCCAAAGUAAAUAUAAUGGGAAUGAUAAAUACCGUACAUUUCCAUCGCUAGAGGUGCUAGAAAUUUACGAAUUAGAUGCAUUAGUGGAUUGGUUUGAGGGAGGAGUAGCUGCUGAAGAUGGAUGUUUCUUUCCUUGCUUAAUUGAACUGUCUAUUGAUGAUGUUCCUAGGCUUCGGGAAUUACCGAACCUUUCUCCCUCUUUGAAACGUCUAAUUAUUCGGAGAUGUCAUCCAAAGUUACAUAAGCGCUAUCGAGAGGAUGGAGGUUCCGAUCGGCACAAGAUUGCUCACAUUCCUCAUAUCGUAAUUGAUCCCUGA
Messenger RNA from Dendrobium catenatum, 3023 nucleotides. Its product is annotated as putative disease resistance protein RGA3. Lineage: Eukaryota; Viridiplantae; Streptophyta; Magnoliopsida; Asparagales; Orchidaceae. Gene Ontology annotation, molecular function: ADP binding. Gene Ontology annotation, biological process: defense response to other organism. The transcript is spliced from 2 exons. Bases 174 to 3023 code for a protein of 949 amino acids. The record is from RefSeq and is a predicted model, not a curated record.